Molecule: messenger RNA, 353 nt
Organism: Lactuca saligna
Lineage: Eukaryota; Viridiplantae; Streptophyta; Magnoliopsida; Asterales; Asteraceae
Source: the annotation of a GenBank genome assembly
AUGGAGGUAGCAGCUGGCGCCGACAGUUGUGGUAUGGAGCGAGAUCGGAAGAGGGUUGCCGGUGGGAGAAAUCGGAGCUAUGGUCCCGUCGGUGGUGAAGAAAAAUCAAAUCCAAUGGAGAAUAGGGUUCAAGAGAUCAUAAAGCAGCAAAUGUUGAGUGUUGCGAAAGCUGUGCCUCCACCUCCUUCAUUUAGCUAUUGUCGGCGAUGGGUUGUUUCUCUGGUGGUUGGGCUUCCCCUGACCCACACAAAUACUGCACAAUUGCAUCCAAAACAAGGGAUUGAAUUUACAAUGAUUGUCAAAUAUUGCUUAUUUGGAAUACUCCACUGAAACAAGGGUAAAUUAGAUUAGAG